Messenger RNA from Miscanthus lutarioriparius, 1971 nucleotides. The record is from the annotation of a GenBank genome assembly. Lineage: Eukaryota; Viridiplantae; Streptophyta; Magnoliopsida; Poales; Poaceae.
AUGGCGGAGGAGGUGGCGCAGGAGCAACCGAGACCCACGGCGCCACGCCUGGUGCGCUGUAUAGUCAAGCUAGGUGGAGCAGCGAUUACGAACAAGGGCGAGCUGGAGAGCAUCAACGAGGAGAACCUACGGUCGGCAUGUGCGCAGCUGCGGCAUGCCAUGUCCGAAUCUGACGGCGAUGGCGCCAUGGAGAAGUUUCUGGGGAUGGACUGGAGCAGGAAGCCCGGAGAUCCGGUCGACCCGGCCGUGGACGCGGAGUGGAUCGCGGGAAUGGCUGGGCUGGGGCUCGACACUAACUUCAUCGUCGUGCACGGCGCCGGGUCUUUUGGCCACUUCCAAGCAAGUAGAUCUGGAGUUCAUAAAGGAGGGUUACAUUCGACACUGGUGAAGGCUGGCUUUGUCGCUACAAGAAUUUCAGUGACGUCUCUCAACCAGGAAAUUGUUAGAGCCCUUGCAAGAGAAGGAAUACCAUCUGUUGGGAUGUCACCAUUUGCUUGUGGGUGGUCUACCCAGCAAAGAAAACUUGCAUCAGCAAAUGCUUCUCAAAUAAUUCAGUCACUCCAUGCAGGCUUUGUCCCAGUUUUGCAUGGUGAUGCAGUUCUUGAUGAAUUACUGGACUGUACCAUAUUGAGUGGGGAUGUCAUUAUACGACAUCUUGCACAGCUUCUAACUCCGAAAUAUGUUGUAUUUCUGACAGAUGUCCAUGGAGUAUAUGAUCGCCCUCCAACUGACCCAAAUGCGGUACUCCUGAGAGAAAUAGAGGUGGAUGACAACGGAGGCUGGUCGAUUGUAAAACCUGCAUUGCUGCAAGGCAACACUAAAGGAGUGGAGAUAUCAGUAGCAGCACAUGACACCACCGGUGGGAUGGAGACCAAAAUACUGGAGGCUGCAGUGAUAGCUAGGCUUGGAAUCGAUGUGUAUAUUACCAAGGCUGGAACAGAACACUCGCUGAGGGCCUUAAAGGGAGAUGUCAUCUCUAUAUGCGGUUCAGUUGCCUCUCCCCAUGGGGCAAACUGCAGAAGGGCUUGUGUUGCAAGGAACUAUGUGAGGCUGCCUUGUGAGGUUAAUGCAGUAAGCCAGGGAUUGUACUCUUUGCAUUGGUGUGUGCAUAAACCACAAAUGAAGACCAGUGGGAGACGAAUGAAUGCGGUGGUAAGUACUAAUGCUAGAUGGUUGUUUGGAGGAGAUGGACGUAGCAAUGAUGCAAGGCUGGAGCGCAGCGAGUCUGCUAAUGAAGAUAUUUUGAUCUUCUACUUCCAGAUGGAUCUACAGACCCGGAUACAAUAUGCAUUGAAUAUAGAACAAUUUGAUGUGGCAAAGCAAUUGAGGGAAAAACUAACCGAGAUUGAAACAGAAAUUAUUAGGCAGCGUGAAGCUAAAAGGGGUUCACCAAAGACUGAAGCUCAAGACAAAGCUCUAAAUCUUUUACGUGUGCGUGCAGAUUUGCAGAAAGCUAUUGACAGUGAAAACUAUGCUUUGGCAGCUGGUCUCCGUGAUGACAUUGCCAAACUUGAGGCCGAGUCUCUUGUCGUAUCUGCUAAAGCUCUUGCUUAUCAAAAUGUGAAAUAUGCUUUUCGAUUAGGGCAGAAAGUACGUCACAAUAUACAUGGAUAUAGAGGCGUGAUAUGUGGCAUGGAUCCGGUGUGCUGUGAAUCCAAGUCCUGGAUGGAGACAGCAAAUGUGGAGAAGCUGUCUAAAGGUCCAAAUCAACCUUUUUAUCAGGUCCUGGUUGAUGUAUAUGUUGAUCCAGAACUGCUGGUUGCAUAUGUCGCGGAAGAAAAUCUUUCUGCAGCUGAAGAAUCAGAAAAAGGAAGGUUUGAUCACCCCUACAUUGAAUUUCUCUUUUACGGUGAGGACACAGCUGGGGAUUUCAUCCCUAUCAAGCAGCUCCGUGAGAAGUAUGACCAGCCACGUUAUGAAGCUUCUGGAGAUGAAAAUGAAAGUGACAACGAUGGCAACACAAAUAGCUGA